GGUCUGAGUUUUGGAACCGGUACAAGUGUGAGGGAGGUUGUGCCUGUAAGGAAGGGCGGAGAGCUGUUGGAGCGAGCGCUGAGAAUUGUGUGAGACCAGGCCAGGGAGGACAGAACAGUGCUGAGGAGUCCAGCUAAGGCAUUGUACACCCCACAGAGCUAGACGAGCUAGGGUCAUAAGAGGACGGUGAAGCCGCUGAAGGGAGCAGUGUGUCAAGAAGGGAGCAGGAAGCCAACUUGAGUCCCAUUGUCCUAUCAGCGGUUUAGGGGGAGGCGGCGGGAAAGGCAGGGGACGCGGCCUGUAGAAGGAGUGACGUCUAGACAGACUAGAGAAGUCCCGGAGAGUUCGGAUAAAGAGAGGAAUGGAGCCUAUUUAUGACAUGCUGUUUGGUUGGGACCCCACUGUGGGCUACUCGGCCGUGUUGGCCUGUGUAUUUGUGGCGGUGGGCGGGUGGCUGCUCCGUCUGGCUGAGAAGAGAUUCUGGAAACAGAAGUGUUCCAAUCCUCCACACUACAACCCGCAGCCUGGCUGGGAGGUGCGGCUAGGCAAGCAGAGUAUGGAAGAGAUUCUGACUAAUCUGAAGUUGUUGGACCCGGAUGAACUGAGGGAGGAGAUACUUAAAUCUGGUUUGAAAUGUGGGCCUAUUACUUCAACCACUCGAUCAACAUUUGAGCGGAAGCUAGCUCGAACGUUACUGGAACAACAAGGUGUCAAUUUAGAGACUCUGAAUUCAAAUGAGGGUGAAGACCGGGAAUUUGGGUAUAAUGUUGGCCUAAACCCCCCUGUUGAAGAUGCAUCACUACAUCAUUCUGCAGCUCCUGUGAACCACCUAUUGGAUGAAGCAUUCAUCACCAACCAAACACAUUCCAAUGACUCCCCUAUGUUUUAUGCUGUUUGUCCAUUGCAUGAAGACAAUCUGAUGAAAAAUGAUAAUGUGCACAUUUAUACGAACAAGAAGGAAGUACUUCAGGUUGUGAAAAUGCUCAAGGGGUCACGUUUUAAGGCCUUCCAUUCCAGAGAUGAUGCUGAAAAAUUUGCUAGAGGAAUAUGUGAUUACUAUUCUUCUCCCAGCAAAUCUUUAUUGUCUGUAUCCCCUGUAAAGAUUUCUUCUCUUCUUAGAGAUGCAUCCUCCACUCCAGAAACAGACUGUCUCAGCAAGGAGAAGGCAAACAGCUUCAAGAGUCCAAGGACUCAAGAUUUGACAGCAAAAUUAAGGAAAGCUGUGGAAAAAGGAGAUUCAGACACAUUUGCAGAGCUAAUUUGGAGCAAUCCUCGUUAUCUUAUAGGAUCAGGAGACAACCCAACUGUGGUACAGGAAGGAUGCAGGUACAAUGUCAUGCAUGUAGCUGCCAAAGAGAACCAGGCUGGGAUCUGCCAGCUGUUGCUAAAUACUUUGGAGAACCCAGAAUUCAUGAGGCUUAUGUAUCCCGAUGAUGAUGAUGGUAUGCUUCUGAAACGUAUUCAGUAUAUCGUUGACCUUUAUCUUAACACACCAGAUAAAAUGGCUUUUGAUACUCCUUUGCAUUUUGCUUGCAAAUUUGGAAAUGCAGAGGUAGUCAAUGUGCUGUGUUCACAUCCUGACAUAAUAAAAAAUUCCAGAAACAAGUAUGCACAGACGCCAGAAGAGGUAAUCUGUGAACGAAGCAGAAAGAAAUCUACUGAGCUGAAAGGAAAGAUUAGAGAAUAUCUAAAAGGGCAUUUUUAUGUCCCUCUACUUCGUGCGGAGGAUAACUCUUCUUCACCAAUUAUUGGAGUACCCUGGACAAAAGAGCAGACCGAUGUUCUCGCUCAGCCCAGAUAUUGUGUCAGCCCCAAAGAUCCCUCACUAACCGUUAGAGCAUUUGCUGGACCCAUGAGCCCCUCAAAGGCUGAGGACUUUAGAAGAACUUGGAAGACUCCUCCACGGGAAAGGGCUGGAAUGUUCCACAAUAUCAGAAAAACUGAUCCAGAAAGAGGCGUGGAAAGAGUAGGGAGGGAGCUUGCUCACGAGCUGGAUGUCCCUUGGGUGGAGUAUUGGGAGUUUCUAGGUUGUUUUGUUGAUCUUUCUUCCCUGGAAGGUUUGGGGAAGCUGGAGGAAUACCUGAGCAAGAAGGCGAGUGAGAGAUUGCAAACUGACCAUGAUAUCUGCAACAGAUUUAAAACUCCAUCUCCAGCAGGAAAAAGUAAAAAGUGCUGCAAUUCUGUUUCUGUGGGAGCAUUCCUGGAUGAUGAGGAAGACAUAAGUCUUGAAGAAAUAAAAAACAGACAGAAUGCAGCACUGAAGAACAGCUUGUAUUUGGGGACAAUUGCAGGACCAGAAUGCAUAAUGGACACUACACCAAUACCCAGUAGUCCUCAUAAAGAAGGAGCAAUGCAUGGUUACUGCAGCCCUUUGAGUGGUGACUGCGGGCAUCAGCAGGAUUUUGAGAACAUGUUAUCUCCAGUUUCCAAUCUCCUAGCUGAGUUUGAAAAAAUGUCAUUUUCAGAUCUGAAAGAAGAUGGUGAGGUGUCUCAUACAGGUUUGACAGUUGGGAAGCGAAAUAGAAUGAAUGUUCAUGAUACAGACAUUAAAUCCAAAAGCUCACUGAUUAGGACAGAGAGUUCAGGUGUGUUGCAGGCUGGUGAAGCUUUUUCCAAUAUCACCCUUUCAGGCAAACAACCUCUGGAACACAGAGAUGAGCUGCCACGCUUAAACUCCACUUCAGAAUCUUCUGCUUCACAAGUAAUUAUGAAAACACCAGUAAAACACCAAAGUUAUAGAGCAAUAUUUCUACUUGGGAAAGAACCUUCUAAGCUAGACAAUGAUGUUUUAGCAGCUGUGGAAAAGGUGGAAAUUGAUGCUCAGAAAUACCCCAGUAUUUCCAGGUGGAUUACCGAUGUUCUGUCUUACUCCAGUAAAGAACGACAAAGUUGGCCAAGCCCUGCUGUAUUAUCAGGAAGAAACAAGUCUCAACUCUGUAGUUCCAACUCCCCAGGUGGCCUUGGCUUUUCUACUCCUGGGCGGAGCAGCCCCAUUCCAGGGAGUCCUGGGAAAUAUGUGAACACGUCUGAUUAUAGCAGUCCAGGACGGUACAGCCCAGCAUAUGCCAGCCACAUUCAGCUGCUGCGAAUACGCCAUUUCUCUGAUCACUCAUCCCUUUAGAACGUGCUUUUAUCCUUCUUGUUUGUAAGCUGAGGCAAUCAACCUGGGGCCAUAAAGAUUUAUGGGGAUUACUGAUUUGCAACUAAGGCUCCCAUCCCAUGUUUUUGCUCAUCUCUAGAAACCGUGCUAGUUUUUGGAGUAGUCACAUCAUUAUGCACAAUGCUGCAAAGUCUGUGCUGACGGUUCCCUUUAAUUGCGAAGUAUGAAGAAGCCGAUGCCCGAGCAUCUAUCACGGAUGCAAUCUGCUGCAAGUAUAAACCAGUUGGAGAGUAAUCCUUUUUCACCUUCCUGCCAUUAAACUUAAAUUGUGUUGUCUAAAACAUUUGUGCAACUUUGAUGUUAAAAAAACUGUAGUAGUCACAGUCAGGAAAUUUGCCAAUCCACAUUGGCGUGUGUCUGUUAGAUGAAGUCUUGAUUAUUUUUGCUUGGCCAGUGAAUCACUCAGCAAUAACUUGCAGUGUGUACCCAUGUGUGUAGGGCACUUGUGUUGUCCCUCUUUUGAUGGUGUUAAUGCUAAAUACCCUGCUCCAGUCUAUUGUUCAAUUCCCACUUAUGUGUAUUAAUAAUCAAGUGCAGACAGAAUGUUUUAGUGGCCUAUCUUUUAAAUUGUUGUUUUUUUUGUUUUGUUUUUAAUAUUCUGCCAUUUUCAUAAACAUUUUCUUAUAUUUUUGUAAGUUGACAAUUGGGUUGUAAAGAACAUGUUCAAAUGUUGGACACUGACAAGUGUUGAUAUUUACAGGGUUGUUUUAUUCUAUGUAUUCAGUUUUUCAGUAUCAUCUAACACUGGAAAAUGUAAUAUAGUCCCUUUUUUUUAAAUAACUGACAUUUUGAAAAUGAACAAAGCAACUCCUAAAGCAUUUUGUGUUGACCUGAAAUUGUGAUAAUGGUGUGCAUUGAAUUGCUUUUGUAAGCUGAAGGGGCAGUAACUAAGUUAGUAAAUCUACAAGAUACAUCAGCAUAUAUCCAUAGUUUUAAAGAAACUGUUGGGGGAGUGGGAGUGACUUGGGACUGCUGUAGGUAUGAAGUUCAUUUCAUUCCUGAAGCAGUCUUUUAAACCCUUUACUGCCAAAUCUCAGGCUGUUUUGACAGGCAACCCAAUGCUGCAACAUGUUGGGUAUAGUUGGGAGUCUGGCUUCAAGCCUACAUAUUUGACUCAUCUUGAUAGGCAGCCUCACUGGCCAGUAGGAUGUUUAGUAUGAAAGGAUGGGCAAGCUUCAUUGCUGUCAGGAAGUACACAUACUUUGCCUGUCAGAGCUGCUGUAUUGAUAAGUGCAAGCACCUCAUACCUGCAGUUUUUUGUUUUGUUCUCUAAUAAAUAAUAAUAAAGGGUCUUCACCUUUAGAUUUUUUGGACAAGGCUGUAUUAAAAAGCUGAAGACAGGGGUACAACAGACCCCAUGAAAAAUCUGGUCAUGGGGUAGAGUAGCUGACAUUAAAAUGUGUACAAAAGA
Molecule: messenger RNA, 4571 nt
Organism: Rana temporaria (common frog)
Lineage: Eukaryota; Metazoa; Chordata; Amphibia; Anura; Ranidae
Gene: ANKLE2
Product: ankyrin repeat and LEM domain containing 2
Exons: 13
Coding region: 362-3121 (919 amino acids)
Biological process (GO): negative regulation of phosphorylation
Cellular component (GO): endoplasmic reticulum
Molecular function (GO): protein phosphatase 2A binding
Source: RefSeq, a predicted model, not a curated record